Messenger RNA from Mugil cephalus (flathead mullet), 1979 nucleotides. It is a transcript of the gene aldh6a1, whose product is annotated as aldehyde dehydrogenase 6 family, member A1. Gene Ontology annotation, cellular component: mitochondrion. The record is from RefSeq and is a predicted model, not a curated record. Gene Ontology annotation, molecular function: methylmalonate-semialdehyde dehydrogenase (acylating, NAD+) activity; malonate-semialdehyde dehydrogenase (acetylating, [NAD(P)+]) activity. The transcript is spliced from 12 exons. Lineage: Eukaryota; Metazoa; Chordata; Actinopteri; Mugiliformes; Mugilidae. Bases 148 to 1737 code for a protein of 529 amino acids. Gene Ontology annotation, biological process: thymine catabolic process; L-valine catabolic process.
CGCACGCGGAGCCAAUAGCAGGCCUCUGAUUUCGUGAAGGCCCGCCCACAGAUAAAGACAUCUCUCUGAGGUAGAAAGUGACAUUCUCUGGCUGACUCACUGCUGUCUUCUGCUGGCCACCUGCGCACCUGGUCCAGUCAACAUAACAUGUCCACCAUGGCGUCAGCAGCAUUAAAAUCAGUCCUUAGGACGAAGGUCCCCUUUAAAGUCGGCCGUAUGUGCUACUCGUCCUCCUCAGUGCCCACUACCAAACUGUUCAUCGAUGGGAAGUUUGUUGAAUCCAAAACGUCAGAGUGGUUGGACGUUCACAAUCCUGCUACCAACGAGGUAAUUUACCGCGUGCCCAAAGCCACUCAGCAGGAGAUGUUGACCGCCGUAGACUCAUGCUCCAAAGCCUUUCACUCCUGGUCCGAGACCUCCAUCUUGACUCGGCAGCAGGUCUUCCUGCGCUAUCAGCAGCUUAUCAAGGACAACAUUAAAGAACUUGCCAAGUCCAUCACAGUAGAGCAGGGAAAGACCCUUGCAGAUGCAGAGGGGGAUGUGUUCAGGGGACUGCAGGUCGUGGAGCACGCCUGCAGCGUCACCUCUCUGAUGCUCGGUGAAACCCUGCCCUCCAUCACCAAAGACAUGGACACUUACACCCUCCGCCUGCCCCUCGGGGUGUGCGCCGGCAUCGCGCCCUUCAAUUUCCCCGCCAUGAUCCCUCUGUGGAUGUUCCCCAUGGGCAUGGUGUGCGGCAACACGUACCUGCUGAAGCCGUCGGAGCGCGUGCCCACUUGUGCCAUGCUGUUGGCUAAGAUGCUGCAGGACGCCGGCGCUCCGGAUGGAACGCUCAACAUCAUCCACGGCCAGCACGACGCUGUGAAUUUCAUCUGUGACCAUCCAGCCAUCAGGGCAAUCAGCUUCGUUGGCUCAAACCAAGCUGGGGAGUAUAUUUAUGAGAGGGGUUCUAAAAAUGGCAAACGGGUCCAGUCCAACAUGGGAGCCAAGAACCAUGGUGUGGUGAUGCCUGAUGCCAACAAGGAGAAUACUCUGAACCAGCUUGUGGGCGCUGCGUUCGGGGCUGCGGGUCAGCGUUGCAUGGCCCUGUCUACGGCCGUCCUGGUGGGUGAGGCGCGGAGCUGGCUGCCGGAGCUGGUGGAGCGUGCCAAGGCGCUGCGCGUGAAUGCAGGCGACCAGCCUGGGGCAGAUGUGGGGCCUCUGAUCUCUCCCCAGGCCAAGAACAGAGUCUGCAGCCUGAUCCAAAGCGGUGUGGACGAGGGAGCGAAAGUGCUCCUGGACGGCCGAAACGUCAAAGUCAAGGGCUACGAGAACGGCAACUUUGUGGGACCCACUGUCAUCAGCAAUGUCACACCUAACAUGAAGUGCUACACCGAGGAGAUCUUCGGGCCUGUGCUGGUCGUUCUGGAGGCCGACACUCUGGAUGAUGCCAUCGGUUUGGUCAAUAAGAACCCCUAUGGCAACGGCACAGCGAUCUUCACCACAAACGGCGCCACUGCACGCAAAUACACUCACGAGGUGGACGUGGGCCAGGUCGGAGUCAAUGUCCCCAUCCCUGUCCCACUGCCAAUGUUCUCCUUCACUGGAUCGAGAGGGUCCUUCAGAGGGGACAUGAACUUCUACGGGAAGCAAGGCAUCCAGUUCUACACACAGAUCAAAACAGUAACCUCACAAUGGAAGGCUGAGGAUGCCACCUUGAAAACUCCUGCAGUCACUAUGCCUACGAUGGGACGCUAAACACACCAUCCAAGCGCUGCUGCUGAAUCUGAAAAACCACAUAAUUGCCUUCUUCCACACACAAAACAGACUAUGUUCAGUGUGAAUAUUUCAUAAAUAUAAGUUAUACAUGAAUAUUAGCCCUACAGAAGACUGAGUGUGUAAAUAGAUUCUGUGCAAGUCCACACAUUCUCUACUGCCAAGGUUUUAACAGUGUAAAGGCUCUGUACAGAUGAAGUAUUAAAACUCUGGUGUGCGUACCA